AGAACCAGCUCCAUGGCCUAAUUUAGCUCAUUCAGAGCCGUUUGCUGUACACAGCUUCAACAUCGUGUAUGUUGGGUCUAAUCGAUGUGACAUUUGGCAGUGAAGCAGUUAAAGGAGAAGGUGUCAGCCUCUUGGUUUCUCAGGUGACAUUUGCAGCACGAUCAACAGCAACCAAUCCUCCAGGAGAGCGUGAGGAAGAGGAAGGAAAACCUGACGGCAGAAGGGGACCUGGAGUUACAAACCAUGUUGAGAUGAGGACUGAACCGAAGAGACAUCAGAAACAAGGACAAGAAGGAAGCGUAGGGACGACCACCUGACAGCACACCGGAAGAAGCAUCGUUUGAUGUGAGAAUGCUGGAAGCAGUGAAUGACUUUAAGGACCAGAGCUUUGACAAGCUGAGACGCUCCUGCCUACGUCGAGGGGCGCUCUUCAAAGACCCUCUGUUCCCUGCCACAAACCAAUCCCUCUUCUACAAGAGGGCGCCCCCACCUGGACUGACCUGGAAGAGGCCGCGGGAAAUUUGCAGGGACCCUCGUUUGUUUGUGGAUGGUAUCAGCACUCGCGACUUGCACCAAGGCAGUCUGGGUAACUGCUGGAUGGUGGCAGCCAUUUCCUGCUUGGCAUCCGAGCCCUCACUGUGGAAGAAGGUCAUUCCCAACCACAUGGAUCAGGAGUGGAACCCAAAGCGUUCAGACUUGUACGCAGGGAUCUUCCAUUUCAGAUUCUGGCGCUUCGGACAUUGGGUUGAUGUCGUUGUGGACGACCGUUUGCCGGUCAGUCAAGACGGAGUCCUGCUCUUCUGCCGCUCAGCAACACCAAGAGAGUUUUGGAGCGCCUUGCUGGAGAAGGCCUACGCCAAACUAAAUGGCUGCUAUGAGGCUUUAGAGGGAGGAAACACUGCGGAGGCCCUCAUCGACUUCACUGGAGGAGUUUCGGAGCCUCUCAGCCUGGACUGUGAGGCCCUCAGCCUGAGCAGCGAGCGGAGGAAGGCACUCUUCCAGACAUUAGUUAAGGUCCAUGAGCAUAAAUCCCUCAUCACGUGCUCCAUCCGGCCAGCUGAGGGGGAGACGGUGGAGUCGGUGUUGGACUGCGGGCUCGUACGAGGACACGCCUAUGGCAUCACAGCGAUGAGGAAGGUGAGGCUGCCGGAGAAUCCGCCGAGGACAGGCGGGACGUUCCGACUCUUUAUGGUGCGCAUGAGGAACCCGUGGGGGACCACGGACUGGAAAGGAGCCUGGAGUCAGGGGUCAGAGGAGUGGCAGCAGCUGAGCCGAGCAGAGCGGGAGAAGAUGGGGUUUGUUGUUCGUGAUGUCGGAGAGUUCUGGAUGGACCUCCGGGACUUCUGCUGCUACUUCACAGACGUGGUGGUGUGCCGGCUGGUGCAGAGGACGCUGCUGUGGCCGAGCUCACACUGGAGAGAGACGCAGAGCUACGGGGAGUGGGCUCCAUCUCCAGUUGCCCCCGGCACAGCGCCUCUUUCUACGGGGAAGGUCAGGGAGAGCAGUCAGGAAGGAACCAAAAGGGGAGCGGCCAUUGAGGAGAUGGACAGGAGGAGUCGCUGUGGGGGGUGCAUCAACCACAGGGACAGCUUUCUGCACAAUCCACAGUACAUGUUUGAGGUGCAAAGCAAAGAGGAGGAGGUGCUGAUCUGUCUGCAACAGGAGGAUAGGAGGGUCUUGAAGAAAAACGGUGGAGGGGAAAACCUGCCAAUAGGCUUCGAGGUGCUGAAGGUGGAGGCGAACCGCCGCAGCCGAGUGCAGCUGGUGGUGGAGCAGGCGGCCAGCUCCAUCUACAUGGACUCCCGCAGUGUGACCCUGAGGGGAACUUUGGCUUCGGGUCGAUACGUGGUGCUGCCCACCACCUUCCUGCCGGGCGACACCGGACGCUUCCUGCUGAGGCUUUUCUCGCACUCUAACGUCCAACUCAGGGAACUAAAGGAAGAACUGCCAUCUCCGUCUUUGUUCCAAUGUUUUCUACCUCAGCCAGUGGUGGUGACCACAAUCCAUCUGCGCAGGGCAUCUGGACUCAAACCUCCCAAACAAACAGCUCCAGAUGUUUACGCCGUGGUGCGGUGUGAGGGCGACGCCGUCAGGACGCGAGUGUUCAAAGCUGAGGACGGAGACCCCGAAUUCAACCUCCGAGCCGUCUUCUACAGAAGAUACCCCGACAACAACAUCUCUGUCGAGCUGUGGAGCACAGGCCUGCUGUGGGACUCCCUCCUCGGAGCGGCUCGACUCCAGACGACAGAAUCUGAGAGCAGCCGGAGCCUCGUGAUUGAUCUGCGAGGGGGACGGUCGCGCUCAGGGUCCAGAGGCUGCAUCUACGUGGAGACGUCCACCAGCGUCUGCCUGACGGAUUUGUGACAUCUGUCUGGUUGCCACGGCAUCACCAAGAUCAUUUGGAUGAACAGCGGAGCAAAUAGACGACGACUGUCAGGGACAGCAAGUAUAGCGAACCCUUUUUCUCUGUUCAGGGUUUUAUUUGGCUGCUUUUAUUAUUAUUUUUUAAUACAACAAUUAUCUCUGUUUCCUAUAUAUAUUAUGUUUUUUUUUUGUUUUAUACAAUAAAUAAUAAUACAUCAUGUGCUUCUUUUAUUUAAUUUAAAGUCAAAUAUUCAUAUUUUUUAAAUAAAUCUUAAUGGAUGUUUCUUGAAAAUGUGAUGUUCCCAAUUUUUAUUGUAUGUUCUUAAUGCUCUAUGCAACAGGAGUUCUACCGGCUGCACAGUCCAAACAUUAGAAAGCUGUGACUGCAAUGAUUUUUAUGCUGGCCUGUAAUUCCUAACCAAAUUGUACAUGGAUUACCAGAAAAGUCCAGUCAUCGUAAACAGACUAAUAACUUCUGUUUGUCUGCUUAAACCAAUAACUCAUGGUAAGAUUAAACUGCCGACCAGAUAUGUGGCAAUAGAGUACAACUGUAUUGUACCAACUAGAGCUGACCAACCAGCUGUGUGCUGAUGAGCAUCAGACCCAAAGUACUGCAGUGCUAUCAGAGAAAGAGCCCUCUGCUGCAUCCCCUGCUUAUUUGCAUCAUUACCUGCGCCAAACUAUAAGGAGUUAAGCUCACUCCAUGUUAUAUUUGAUUAUUUGGAGUAUUAAUACAGCUGAUAUUGCCCAGAAAACUUACCAAAAGCAUUCUGUCCAGACAAUAUAGAGCUCUGCCUGGCUGCAAACGUUCGAUAAGACAUGCUAAUUCUGCAGUAUUUGUUUAUCAAGAUUAGAUCCCAGUCGUCUUCGAACGUCAAGCAGGCAGCUGGUUUUAUGGUGGCAGACAUUAUUUCACGUCUUUAAUUCUUUAGUACAAGCAUUUUGUUGCAAACAAAACGCUACUUUUGUUGAUUUACGACUGAUGUCUUUUUCUGCGAUAACCGUUGCAUCUAAGGUGCUCAUCUCUUUCCACUGUUUCUCCAUUCUGGCUCUGAGUUUGACUGUAUUGUAUUGUGAAAAUGUAAAGUGGACCCUCAAACGUUCACAGUGCGAUAAUCAUUAAUUCAUUUAUUUUCAGAAGAACUGGAGUCCAAAUUAUCCACAUAAAAUUGUCUAUUCAUUUUCUCUUUUUUUUUUGUAGAGGACUUCUAAGAUAUUAAAGAGAAAACAAAGCUUGAUAAGCUGAAAAACCUAAAGGGCGAAGCUAUUUGACAGAAGCAGGUGUUUGAAAAGUAGCCAAUCCUGGAGCACCACUCAUUUUCCUUAUUGCUGAUUGGCUGUAACCCCGAUGAGCUGAGAUUGGGAAGACUUCAGAUGUUCGCUUCUCCUGUAGUGCAAAGAAAGUUUCAACUGUGUGCGUUAAUGUAUAUUAUGGUAAAUUUGGUGCCUAAAAUAUUAAAAUGGGCAGUUAUAAACAUUUUAGAGGGUCUCCCAAGUAUUUCCGGUUUUUGAGCUAUUUACUAUAGUUUGUU
Gambusia affinis (western mosquitofish) is the source of this 3896-nucleotide messenger RNA. Its product is annotated as calpain-5-like. Gene Ontology annotation, cellular component: cytoplasm. The coding region runs from base 352 to 2364 and encodes 670 amino acids. Gene Ontology annotation, molecular function: calcium-dependent cysteine-type endopeptidase activity. NCBI's taxonomy places the organism in Eukaryota, Metazoa, Chordata, Actinopteri, Cyprinodontiformes, Poeciliidae. The transcript is spliced from 13 exons. The record is from RefSeq and is a predicted model, not a curated record. Gene Ontology annotation, biological process: proteolysis.